Messenger RNA from Eremothecium sinecaudum, 2823 nucleotides. RefSeq names its product trifunctional formate-tetrahydrofolate ligase/methenyltetrahydrofolate cyclohydrolase/methylenetetrahydrofolate dehydrogenase ADE3 (gene ADE3). The coding region runs from base 1 to 2823 and encodes 940 amino acids. Gene Ontology annotation, biological process: tetrahydrofolate interconversion. The transcript has a single exon. Lineage: Eukaryota; Fungi; Ascomycota; Saccharomycetes; Saccharomycetales; Saccharomycetaceae. The record is from RefSeq and is a predicted model, not a curated record. Gene Ontology annotation, molecular function: methenyltetrahydrofolate cyclohydrolase activity; ATP binding; methylenetetrahydrofolate dehydrogenase (NADP+) activity. Gene Ontology annotation, cellular component: cytosol.
AUGGCUAUUAUUGAUGGUAAGGCGAUAGCCGCCACAAUUCGUGGUGAGAUUGCCGACGAAAUCUCUAAGUUAAAGAAAAAUGAUCCUAGCUUCAAGGCUAAAAUGACUCUAAUACAAGUGGGUGCUAGACCUGAUUCCAGUACUUACGUUCGUAUGAAGCGGAAGGCUGCAGCAGAAGCUGGCAUAACUGUCAACUUUGUUCAUAUGGAAGAUACUGUUAGUGAAAAUGAAGUGUUGGCGGUUAUUAACGACAAUAACGCCGAUAAGACCGUUCACGGUAUAUUGGUUCAAUUGCCCUUACCUAAGCACAUAAACGAGCACCGUGUGACUUCUGCUGUUUUACCAACAAAGGAUAUUGAUGGUUUUGGCCCUUAUAAUAUUGGCGAGUUGAAUAGCAGGAAUGGAACCCCUUAUUUUCAUCCUUGUACACCUAAAGGUGUAAUAGAAUUGCUCCAGCGGUCAGGUGUGAAGAUUUCCGGGGCCAAUGCUGUGGUUUUGGGUAGAUCUGAUAUUGUCGGGAUACCUGUUUCUGCAUUGCUCAGAUCUUUAGAUGCCACAGUAACUAUGUUGCACUCCAAAUCGCAGAAUAUCCCUCAACAUGUUGCACAUGCGGAUAUUAUAGUUGCGGCUGUAGGUCAGGCCGAGUUUGUUAAGGGCGAUUGGCUACAAAACCCGGAUGCGGUUAUUAUUGAUGUUGGCAUUAAUAGUAUUGAAGACAGUACGAAAAAGUCUGGUUAUAGGUGUGUUGGUGAUGUUGAGUUUUCCAAGGCAUUGGAUAAGGUCAAACUUAUAACGCCUGUUCCCGGAGGAGUGGGCCCUAUGACCGUUGCUAUGUUAAUGCAAAACACUCUUCUAGCUGCCAAGAGGGCUGCGGAAGUGUCCGAACCCUUCACCCCAUUACCUUUGGAUUUGGUUCAGCCAGUUCCAUGUGAUUUUGAAAUCUCCAGAUCGCAGAACCCAAAAGAUAUCACUACUGUUGCUUCAGAGGCCGGUAUUUUGCCCUCUGAACUCGAGCCAUAUGGUAAGGUUAAAGCGAAGGUUCAAUUGGAUGUUCUAAAUAGGUUGAAGGCGCGCGAAAAUGGUAAAUACAUCUUGGUUACUGGUAUAACUCCAACACCAUUAGGAGAAGGUAAGUCCACUACUACUAUUGGCUUAGUGCAAGCACUUGGAGCUCAUUUGAAAAAGGUUGCUUUUGCCAAUGUGCGCCAACCAUCUAUGGGGCCAUCAUUUGGUAUAAAAGGCGGUGCUGCCGGUGGUGGUUAUUCUCAAGUUAUUCCAAUGGAUGAGUUCAAUAUGCAUGUUACAGGUGACAUCCACGCUAUUUCCAUUGCAACAAACCUUUUGGCGGCUGCAAUUGACAGCAGAAUGUUCCACGAAGGUACACAGAAGGAUCAGGCGCUAUAUAAGAGAUUAGUCCCAGCCAAAAAUGGCGUGAGGAAGUUCUUACCAACGAUGUUGAAAAGACUUGCUAAACUAGGAAUUGAUAAGACUGACCCAGACAGCUUAACACCUGAUGAAAUCAGACAAUUCUCAAGAUUAGACAUUGAUCCAUCAUCAAUAACCUGGAAACGUGUUGUUGACUGUAACGACAGGUUUUUGAGAGGUAUUACUGUAGGCCAGGCUCCAACGGAGCGCGGGUUCACCAGAGAAACUGGGUUCGAAAUUUCUGUUGCAUCUGAGUGUAUGGCUAUCCUAGCUUUGUCGAACUCUCUAAGUGAUCUAAGGGAAAGAUUAGGAAAAAUUGUUGUGGCUUCUAACAAAGCAGGCGAACCAGUUACUUGUGAGGAUAUUGGCUGUGCUGGUGCAAUGGCGGCUUUGAUGAAAGAUGCCAUCAAGCCAACUCUAAUGCAAACCCUAGAGGGCACACCAGUUUUCGUUCAUGCUGGUCCAUUUGCUAAUAUUUCCAUUGGUGCUAGUUCAAUUAUUGCUGAUAAAAUAGCAUUAAAACUAGCGGGAGUGGACCCAGAAGCUUCAGAAGAAGAGAAGAAACAACAAGUCGGUUAUGUUGUGACCGAGGCUGGUUUCGACUUCACGAUGGGGGGCGAGAGAUUCUUGAACAUUAAGUGCAGAUCGAGCGGUCUAUCACCAGACGUCAUUGUGAUUGUGGCAACAGUUCGUGCAUUGAAGGUUCAUGGAGGAGGUGCAGAGGUUAAAGCAGGUGCGCCACUUCCUUCUGAGUAUAGUACUGAAAACGUCGAAUUACUGAGAAAGGGCUGUUCAAACCUGGCUAAACAGAUACAAAAUGCUAGAGCUUAUAACGUUCCUGUAGUAGUUGCCAUUAACAAAAUAUCAUCAGACACUGAUCUUGAACAUGAAGUUAUCAAGGAAGAGUCAAUUAAAGCCGGCGCUGUGGAUGCAGUUAUUGCAAACCACUGGGCUGAAGGUGGAAAAGGUGCUGUGGAUCUUGCUAACGCGGUUAUCAAGGCUACGGAAUUGCCAUCUCAGGAUUUCAAAUACUUAUAUGACGACAAAUCUUUGGGCAUCGAAGAGAAGCUUCGUUGCAUUGCCAGGGAGAUGUACGGUGCAGCAGAUAUUAGCCUUUCUGAUGAGGCUAAAAACAAGAUUGAUCUAUAUGCAAAACAAGGUUUCGGAGAUCUACCUGUGUGUAUCGCCAAAACUCAGUAUUCCUUAUCUCAUGACGCCUCAUUGAAAGGUGUCCCAACAGACUAUAUAUUCCCAAUUAGAGAUGUUAAGGCAUCCAUCGGUGCUGGUUAUCUAUAUGCUCUAGCAGCUGAAAUUCAGACUAUUCCUGGUCUACCAACCCAUUGUGGGUUUAUGAACAUCGAGCUUAACGAAGAUGGCGAGAUUGAAGGCAUGUUCUAA